Messenger RNA from Monosiga brevicollis MX1, 2454 nucleotides. RefSeq lists its product as uncharacterized. Bases 1 to 2454 code for a protein of 817 amino acids. The record is from RefSeq and is a predicted model, not a curated record. Gene Ontology annotation, biological process: negative regulation of gene expression via chromosomal CpG island methylation; DNA methylation-dependent constitutive heterochromatin formation; pericentric heterochromatin formation. Gene Ontology annotation, cellular component: nucleus; pericentric heterochromatin. Gene Ontology annotation, molecular function: chromatin binding; ATP binding; ATP-dependent chromatin remodeler activity. The transcript has 19 exons. NCBI's taxonomy places the organism in Eukaryota, Choanoflagellata, Craspedida, Salpingoecidae.
AUGGCGACCAGUGAUGGCGGCACACAACCGCCGGUGAUUACCGACGCCAUGAUUGCGGAGGAGGAACGCUUGCGUCAACAGAGCGAGGCCUCGCUCGAGUCAGAGCGCGCAAAGGCACGGGAAGAGUAUGACGACAUGGUUCAGCAGCAGCGCUUUGCGCGCCUCAAGCAUCUUCUGGAGCGGAGCUCCCUGUACACUGACUUUCUCUACAAGCGCAUGCAAGCACAGAAGGAGGAGGAAGCACGGCGCAAGGCGAAAAAACAGAAUAAGGAGAAAAAAGCAGACGAUGGCCCCAAGGCUUCAACCGCUCCCACCACGCGCCAACACGAGACGUCCUCUGGCGCUGGUGGCAAGCGCACGGCGACGCGGAACGGCGCUCCAGCUGCCAAGAGUGGCAAGACCAAUCGCCCAGCGCACGCUGGCAAAAAUCGCGCGCUGCGCGAUGAUGGCAACUAUAAAAUCACGGAUUACGUCAAAGAGGACGUCAUGGAGGAGGCACACGAGACCCAUCAAGAUGAUGCUGUGAUGGACGUUGACAACACCAAUGCAGCCCAUCACGAACAACCCGCCCUGGUGACGGGUGGCCGCUUGCGUCCCUAUCAAAUUGCAGGGGUUGAUUGGCUUAAGGCGCUUUUUGAAAAUGGCCUCAAUGGCAUCUUAGCCGACGAGAUGGGUCUAGGCAAAACCCUGCAAACCAUUUCAUUCUUUGCCCAUCUCUACCAGCACAAGGUGCGCGGCCCCUAUUUGGUGGUGGCACCCCUCUCAACACUCAGCAACUGGCACCGCGAGUUUAGCAAGUGGGCGCCCUCGAUUCCCGUCGUGUUUUACCAUGGUCACCCAGAUGAGCGUGCUCAAUUGCGUCGCCAAAUCAUGAAGCAAAAUAAUGAACUCAAGUCAUUUGCCACCGUCAUCACCAGCUACGAAAUCGUUAUGCGGGAUCGCCGCUUCCUGCAGAAUUUGGCGUGGAAAUACAUUGUGGUUGACGAAGGCCAUCGGCUCAAGAACCUCAAUUGCCGCUUGAUCAAGGAACUGAAAUCCUACCAAUCGGCCAAUCGCCUGCUUUUGACGGGCACCCCGCUACAGAACAAUCUUUCCGAACUCUGGUCUUUGCUCAAUUUCCUGCUUCCAGAUAUCUUUGAUGAUUUGGACAGUUUCCAGCGCUGGUUUGAUUUUUCCGACAUGGAGGGAGAGGACGCACAAUCCGCGCUCAUUGCCAAGGAGCAGGAAGACCAAGUGCUUGGCAAACUUCACCAGAUCCUGCAGCCCUUUGUCCUCCGCCGCCUCAAGACGGACGUUGAAGUGGACAUUCCUCCCAAGAAAGAAAUUGUUUUGUACGCCCCCCUCACACCCAAGCAAUCAGAAUUAUACACUUCGAUCUUGGAUAGCACCAUCAUGGAGUCGAUUCAUAAGAGCGGCACCACGGAUACGCCUUCUUCCGACCAGAGCUCGGAUGGUCGCUCCUCUCCACAAUUGAAUCGCCAGCGAGCUGCCAAGUCGAAAAAGAAUUAUCGCGAGUUGAGCGAAACGGAUUUUUUCAAUCGUGCCCGCGAGGCGCCCGAUUAUCUUCCAGAGGCCAAGCCUGCCACGCUUUCCCGGGCUGAGCUGGCCCAGCGCAACAGCUCGGCAGUUGUCAACGUCAGCUUACAAAAUCGACUCAUGCAGCUGCGUAAGGUCUGCAACCACCCCUACCUUAUCGAAUACCCGCUAACGGCCACGGGGGACUAUCGCAUCGAUGAAGCCUUGGUGCAACAAGGUGGAAAGCUCAAGAUUUUGGACCAACUGCUACCGCGCAUCAAGGCGGAGGGCCGUAAGGUCUUAAUCUUCUCACAGAUGACCAAAAUGUUGGACAUUCUGCAAGACUACUGCUGGUUGCGGGAUUACGGCUUUGUGCGCCUUGACGGCUCUGUGCACUACACGGAGCGCGAGGAAGCGCUGGAUAAGUUUGCCAAGGAUUCUGAUACCUUUAUUUUUCUUCUCUCUACGCGUGCCGGCGGCCUGGGUCUCAACCUUGUCAGUGCCGACACAUGCAUCAUUUACGACAGUGACUGGAACCCACAGCAAGACUUGCAGGCGCAGGACCGCUGCCACCGCAUCGGUCAACGCAACCCGGUUAUCAUUUAUCGACUCAUCACUGCAAACACGGUGGAUCAACGCAUCCUGGAGCGGGCUGAGAGCAAGCGACGCCUCGAAAAGAUGGUCAUGCACAAGGGCCGCUUCAAAGGCAAGGGCAAGGAAGUCAACCAGCUUGCAGCCGAUGAGCUGCUCGAGCUAUUGCAAGACGAUGGUCGGGAGGUGUUACACGCUACCGAUGCGACGGUACUCUCCAAACAAGAGCUGAACCAAGUCUUGGAUCGCAGCUUUGGUGAUGCUUCGAAAGCCGCAGAUGACAAGGUCGCUGAGGGCAAGGCCUUUCGUGUGCUUGAUGUGGAUCAGGGACGCCAGACCUUGUUUUAG